Molecule: messenger RNA, 1353 nt
Organism: Arachis ipaensis
Lineage: Eukaryota; Viridiplantae; Streptophyta; Magnoliopsida; Fabales; Fabaceae
Source: RefSeq, a predicted model, not a curated record
AUGGCUUCUGCGAAUACACCAUCAGAAACACCAUCUUCGCAAGAACAAGGAUCAACUCCUGAUGCAUCAAUCGGAACCCAAAAAAACAAUAAUAGAGCAAAAACCGAUCAUGCAUGGGGUCAUUGUAAACAAGUUGUGGAGUCUGGAAAAACAAUUCUGCUAUGCAUAUAUUGUGAGAAGCUUAUUAGGGGUGGAGGAAUUCAUCGGUUUAAGCUUCAUUUGGCUGGAAAAGGAGGAGAUGUUGAGUCUUGUCAAAAGGUGCCAGCUACAGUGAGACACCAAUUCCAUGAAAGUAUUGAAGAGCUUCGAAGCAAGAAAAGAAAAACUCAAGAACAAUAUGCCGAAAGUUAUAAUGCUUGUGAUGAUGUUGAAAGAGAAUUUGACGAGAUCGAACGUAAUGAGAUGCAACAACAACAAAAAUCCAGGGUUCCAACACCUAACUCUAGAAAAGGAAAACAAGUCAAAGGUUUACAAUCCUAUUUUCCACCGGCAACAACACCCGCAGCUCAACCAACUAUCAAAAGCGUUCUUCAAAGCAAAGAAAUUGUGGAGAAGUGUGAUAUUGCUAUUGCGAAAUGGAUGGUGGAUGCCUCUGUUCCAUUUAAUGUGGUUAAUUCAGCUUACUAUCAGCCAAUGAUUGAUGCUAUUGCAAGCAUGGGUGCAGGGUAUAAAGGGCCAAGUUAUCCAAGAGUCCGUGGGUAUUUGUUGAGUAAAUUAGUUGAGGAUGUGAGGAAAAUGAUUGAUGGUUAUCGUGAGAUUUGGAAGCAAACUGGAUGCACUAUUAUGGCCGAUGGAUGGACUGAUCGUUGUAGGCGUACUUUGAUUAAUUUUUUAGUUUAUUCUCCUAAAGGAACUAUUUUUCUAAAGUCGGUUGAUGCUUCUAAUAUCUCAAAAACUGCUGAAAAUUUGUUUAAGUUGUUUAGGGAUGUUGUAUUUUUUGUUGGUCCUGAGAAUGUUGUGCAUAUUGUAACGGACAAUGCUGCAAACUAUGUUGCUGCGGGAAGGUUGUUGGAGGCUGAGUUUCCUAAAUUGUAUUGGUCCCCUUGUGCAGCUCAUUGUGUUAAUUUGAUGUUUCAAGAUAUUGGGAAGUUGCAAGAAGUGAGUCAAACUGUGUCACAAGCUUCACUGAUCACUAAGUAUAUCUAUAAUCAUUGCUAUCCACUGUUCUUGAUGAGAAAGUUUACAGGUGGGCGGGAAAUACUUCGUCCAGCUCCAACUCGGUUUGCUACUAAUUUCAUUGCUUUGCAAAGUAUUUUAGCUCAAAAGGAUCCUUUGAGAGCUAUGGUGACUUCUAAAGAAUUUACAAGCUCGGCUUACUCCAAAGAAGCCAAAGCUAAGAAAUUCGUGGAUUAA